Varanus komodoensis (Komodo dragon) is the source of this 1759-nucleotide messenger RNA. It is a transcript of the gene GNB1L, whose product is annotated as G protein subunit beta 1 like. The transcript is spliced from 9 exons. The record is from RefSeq and is a predicted model, not a curated record. Lineage: Eukaryota; Metazoa; Chordata; Lepidosauria; Squamata; Varanidae. Gene Ontology annotation, molecular function: protein binding. The coding region runs from base 243 to 1256 and encodes 337 amino acids.
UGUGCUUCCUGUAUGGGGCGGGGAGCCACUGUGCAAGGGCCUGGACCUUGUCCAGUGUCCCCUUUCCAGCCAGACGGUGGCUUUGGUUUUUAGUGGCUGCAGAGCAGAUGCUGCAUCCCUUUGCUUUUGUACAAAAGAAAUAUUCGCUUUGAAGAAUCACCCCUGGAAGCUGUACUCCAUAGACAAUAAGCACACUUUCAAGUAAAGAUGCUUUGUGAGCAGAUGCUAGAGAAGCAAUUAUAAUGGCCAGGAGUUUCAAAUCCACGAUGGCCCUCCCUCCUCCAGAUCCACAGUACAUUCUACGGGGAGCAAAUGAUGCAGUCAAUACAUUGUGCUUUCACUGCAGAGAUCCAGAGCCGGAAUUCCCCAUGCUUUUCUCCGGAUCUGCUAAUGGGCUGAUCCAUAUCUGGAAUUUGAAGACACGCAGAGUAGAUAGAACGUUGGAUGGACAUGGUGGAAAAUCAGUCUACUGGGUGAAAACGUUCCCCAACAGAAGAGAGGCAAUUCUUAGCCAGGGCCGAGACCAACAUGUCUGCUUGUGGGACUUAGCUGAAGGAAGGAACUCUGUAACGGACUCGCUUUGCACCGGGAACGUCGGCUUCUGCAAGGGAUCACUCUUGGAGGUGGCCGAGGGACGGUGGCUGCUGGCCACCGCAUGGAAGAACCUGGAAGAGGUUUGGGUUUUGGAGCUGCCGUCCAAGCUGUCAGUCUGUACCUUGAAGCCAGAAGCUGAUGCCAAACUGGGUAUGCCCAUGUGCCUGAAAAUGUGGCAGCCCAGCAGCGGUUCCUCGCCUCUCCUCCUGGUGGGCUACGAGGAUGGUUCAGUGGUCCUAUGGAAUUUGUCGACGGGGAGCACUCUGAGUCGGCUCGCAUGUCAUCAGGAGCCCAUCAUGGGCCUUGACUUUGACGCAGAGAAGGCCAAGGGGGUCUCGGGCUCGUCUGAGAAGAUACUUUGUGUCUGGAGCCUCGACGAGCAGCAGAACCUCGAGCUUCAGCAAACACACCAACUCACCAAUCCUGGAAUUGCUGAGACGGCCCUCCGGCCCGACAAGAAGAUCUUGGCAACAGCUGGCUGGGACCAUCGUAUCCGCCUCUUUGGCUGGAAAAAACUCAAGCCCUUGGCCGUCCUGGACUACCACACGGCCGCCAUCCACUGUGUUGCCUUCUCAGACCAUGCCCAGCCUAGUGAGAGACUGUUGGCAGCGGGCUCAAAAGACCACCGCAUCAGUCUCUGGUCAAUAUAUAGCCAGGCGUGAAAAGGAGUUGGAAAGGCAAGCGGCCUGAGACACACCAAAGUUUGCAGUUUAGGACUGAAAGACAAGGCCAAGGUGAGGGGAAAGCAGCCACAUGGAGACAACUGCUCUGGCGCUUGGAAAAAUCUUGAGCUGAAAAGGGAGUAUUAGUUCCAAGACAAGCAGCAGAGUCGCUGGAGUUCAGUUCCAGUCAAUUUUAGUUUCUCUGAGCUUUUCAUCGUUCCAGACUUUAAGUCCAGCUGCUCUUGAAAUCUGCAAGUUUUCCUUUACCAGUUUUAAGUUCAGUUCAAGCCAAACUCUGAGAUUUGUUCGAAGCUUAUAUGAAACUUUACAAGCAUUCUUGUCUGCGAUGCUUUUAAGACAUAUGGAGAAGGGGAGAACUUGCAGGCGACCUUGGGUUCCUCGCAUUUGGAUGCUGUGGGUGCUUUUUUCCUCCCCUUAAAUUGCCGCCAAUGCUAAUACAUUUUCCAGUGCUAUUUCCCCCAAUAAGUGCAUUUUCCCCUGCA